Messenger RNA from Amoebophrya sp. A120, 2234 nucleotides. The record is from the annotation of a GenBank genome assembly. Lineage: Eukaryota; Dinophyceae; Syndiniales; Amoebophryaceae.
GUGGUAUCGAGAGACAAAUGGAAAACACAGCUUCUAUUUCUCGCAGACUGAUCGUGAUCCUGCAUCUUUAAACAAAGGCAGCGCGGUAAGUAGUACAAAAAGGCGUCUCAUCGUCACAAACAGCACACAUUCCCGAAGAAGUAGUUUUUGCAGAAAUUUUUGCCCGCAGCUAUAUGUGCAAGCAAACGGGUAAUGUGUUAUUGAGUAAGUAUUAAUGUUCACUUUAGCAACCCUUUUUGAAUCUAUAUUGCCACACGACGUCACUGUUUCUGUUUCUUAUUCAUUGGCAGAGCCACAAGAAAAGUGAUCUGGUGUGUCCGCUGACAGCUGGUUCGAGCACGCAACUACCUACUUGAGCCGAACACAACAGAAACUCCUCGACGCAGCCCAACGUCGUUCACUACUCCUGCCUCAAAAUGAUGAACCCCCUGCGGUUGCUUGUACUCUCGCACCGCCAAACCUGCGACUCAAGUUUAGUUCCGGAAUUGAGCGACCUGAUCGAACAGUACCAAUUCGUCCAUGGGACUCGAGACCGAGUACUCUCGCUCGCCGCGGCUAUGGAGCAUGAGUUGCUGAACGAAGACUGUGCUGAAGUCUUUGGGAUGGAGCAGUGCCAGUCGCGAAUCAGCCAAGCCAAAAGGACGCUGAAAAGUGGACUUGGCGUUUUCGUCUUUUUUGACGUCGAGCACGUAUCCGAGACUCGCAAAGCCCGCUUAGAAAACAAAACCGGAACGUGCUGGAGGAAGCGGCAGUUCAUCGCUCGGUCCCACCUGCACGCAAAACAAGCCAUUUACAGGAACUUCGAGAUGAAAAAGCGGUGGAAAUUUCAACUGUUCAACAGUGCAGUGCUCGCGGUGGUCUGUUUCAUCAUGUUCGUGUUGUACCCGUAUCUUCACCGGGCUAAGCCGCGGCCCGCGAAACAAAUUUCGUGCGUUUUCGCUGCCGUGUACUUUCUGCACGAACUGGUGAUCCGAGAACAAGUUUUCGGCCCGUGGCCCUCCUUCGUUCUCUACGGUUCCGAGCGGGGUUGGGUGGUAGCAGAGGUGUACGAACGAUGGAGGAAGCCCGCUAACUACCAGAACAACGUGUUUUUCAAUCCCUUUGUGGGCGAGUUGGAGGAGGCGUAUCGCGAAGCCCAUGAUGCGGCCUACACGAUGUGGGGAAUCCCGCCGCCGCCGACCCGGAGCGACAUGUCACUGCCGGAAAGCCUCUUGCAUCCGUGGCGAUCUACUUCCUUCAGGUGGUCUUGUUGUCUUUUCGACUGGAUUUUAUGGAUUUUCUUCCUGCCGCUCAUUCUCCACCACCUCCCAGCCGAGUGUUCCGGCAAAGCCAGCAUUCUGUCGUGCACCGCGGCGGGGCGCAUCGCGUUCGACGACCUUUCUGUCGUCUUCUUUCUGCUCUACCCCAACGCAAUGGUGGAGAUUUACAGGGCGUAUUGGGUCAUUGCCUUCGACUGCGCGAACGAGAUGCUAUGCGGACGGCGCCGGCGUCAAGAUUCUUUAUAUCACUACUUCGAUUUUCUUUUCGUUGGGAUUUUCACUGCGACAAGCCUCUGCUUUUUCUGCUGGGCAAUGCACGGCUUUGUUCGCGGAGCCGGAGAUGCUGAUGACCUGUUCUUUUGCUGUUUCUUCUUCGGCAGGAUCAUGACCCUGUACGACAUCGGACCUCUCCUUCGGCGUUAUGAGAAUGUUCAACUUGACCGCAUAUUCGGAAUGAUAGAUCAGAUGCGAGCCGAAGAUGGGGUAGAAGACGAAUUGUUCGCCUGGGAGUUGGACGAAAUUCCCACCGCCGCACGGAAUACCGUUCAGCAGGCUGCCCGACGAUGAGCGUCGUGUUUAGUACGUAAGUAGGUGGAGUGCUCGCAGCACUACGUUCGCUGACCACACUAAAUUUUGCGUUUUUGAGAGGGCUUCACUUCUGGAAGCAACUAGUUGUUGCGUUUGCCCCUGGAAUGAAUCACUUGUUCGAUACUCUAUACCCGCCUCCUCGACAACUCUAUUUGUUUCUACGUAGUUUUGCUUUUCUGAACGAAUGCCCGUGAACUAAUCAUCAUCAACGAGUGCCAGUGAAAGAUGGACCGCUCAGACGUCAGAUUUACUGACUGGAUGUAAAAUCGAUUUUGUGGAAGUUUUGAUGGAGUCGAUACCAGAAGUUCAAGGUCUAAUAGAAAUUUGAUGGAGAUACACAAAUCCGGAUGAAAUGACCACUCUUUCUGAGGCCGCUGGGUGACGGGC